AUGGUUUGUUCAUUCAUGGAGAUGGACAGCAUUCAGCCUAACCAGGCUCUCCUCGACGCCAGCGAUCCCACAGAGCGUCAUUUUGCUGCCACACACAAGCGCUCGACGGACGGGGUGUACGUCGUCGAGUAUCACUUCAAGGAGAAGGCAACGCCUAUUGAUUCGACCUUGCCACAGGCCAUCAAUCGCUUCUUCUCGCUGGAACGCAAAUUUCGUCGGUAUCCAGAAUUGAAGCAGCAGUACGAAGCUUUCCUGGACGACUACUUGCAACGUGGACAUAUGGAACAACUGACCUCGGCUCAGGUUGAGGAGUCCCCAGACACCUGCAUCUAUUUGCCGCACCACGCUGUCAUCAAACUGGACAGUCUGACUAACAAAUGUCGUGUAGUUUUUGAUGGAUCAGGAAAGGACAGCUCUGGAGUAUCGCUCAAUGACAGACUACAUAUUGGUCCACCGAUUCAACGCGAUCUUCUUGGCCGCAUUGUUUGGCGCACGACUGAGAAUGAACCUCUGCUUCAUUUUCGCCUGCUGCCGGUUACCUACGGAUUGGCACCGUCACCAUUUCUGGCUGUUCGAGUUCUAAAGCAACUUGAUGACGAUCAUGGCCAUGAAUACCCUGCAGCAGCUCACGCUCUUCUGCACGAUGCCUAUGUGGACGAUAUCCCUACAGGCGCCAACACAUUUGAGGAGCUUAUGAUUCUCGAGGACGAGCUUAUAGCCCUCUUGGAUAAGGGAAAAUUCAAGCUACGCAAAUGGAGUUCUAAUAGUUGGCGUCUUCUAAAAUCAUAA
Drosophila simulans is the source of this 789-nucleotide messenger RNA. RefSeq lists its product as uncharacterized. The record is from RefSeq and is a predicted model, not a curated record. The transcript has 2 exons. Bases 1 to 789 code for a protein of 262 amino acids. NCBI's taxonomy places the organism in Eukaryota, Metazoa, Arthropoda, Insecta, Diptera, Drosophilidae.